Messenger RNA from Ochotona princeps (American pika), 942 nucleotides. Its product is annotated as olfactory receptor 2H1-like. The record is from RefSeq and is a predicted model, not a curated record. Lineage: Eukaryota; Metazoa; Chordata; Mammalia; Lagomorpha; Ochotonidae. Gene Ontology annotation, cellular component: membrane. Bases 1 to 942 code for a protein of 313 amino acids. Gene Ontology annotation, molecular function: olfactory receptor activity; G protein-coupled receptor activity. The transcript has a single exon. Gene Ontology annotation, biological process: G protein-coupled receptor signaling pathway.
AUGGCCAACGAGAGCUUCCCGGCUGGUUUCAUCCUUCUGGGAUUCUCCGCAUGGCCCCAGGUGGAAUCCGUUCUCUUCUGGAUUGUGAUCAUCCUCUACACCGUGACCAUCCUGGGCAACUCAGCCAUCAUCUUGCUCUCGUGUGUGGACCCCCGUCUCUACACCCCCAUGUACUUCUUCCUUAGCAACCUUUCCUUCUUGGAUCUUGGUUUGGCCACAGCCUCUGUGCCCCAGAUGCUGUCAAACCUGUGGGGACCAGACAAGAGCAUCAGCUACGCAGGCUGUGUGAUGCAGCUCUGUGUGUUCCUCUGUGUUGGUGCCACGGAAGGCGUCAUGCUGGUGGUCAUGGCCUUUGACCGCUAUGUGGCUGUCUGCCAGCCUCUGCGCUAUACCACCAUUGUCCACCGUCCACUCUGUUGGAAGCUGGCACUCACAGCUUGGCUGUCUGGCCUGAUGGAAUCUUUGAUCCAAUCUCCCAUCACCUUCAAGCUGCCCUUCUGUGCUCACCACCGCCUGGAUGACUUUCUGUGUGAAGUUCCUGCUCUCCUACGUCUGGCCUCUGGAGAUACCUCCGCCAACGAAUGGCAACUGACAAUCUCUGCUGUGGCCUUCACCAUGGUACCUGUGGGGUUGAUCCUGACUUCUUAUGGCCGCAUAGCUCAAGCAGUGGGGAAAAUGAAGUCUGAGGAGGGGAGGCAGAAAGUCAUUGCCAUCUGCUCCUCCCACCUGCUCGUGGUCUUCAUGUUUUAUGGGACGGUGGCCAUGGUGUACACAGACCCCAAGACCAGCUUUGCUUCCAAGUAUGGCAAGUUCUUCACCUUCUUCUACACUGUGGUCACCCCUAUGCUGAACCCUCUCGUCUACACGCUGAGGAAUAAGGAGGUGAAGGGUGCCUUCCGGAGGGUGCUGAGAAAGGGAAUCUGCAUAACUGAGUUUGGAUAA